This is a messenger RNA of Lathyrus oleraceus (garden pea), 923 nucleotides long. RefSeq names its product zinc finger protein JAGGED. Gene Ontology annotation, molecular function: DNA-binding transcription factor activity. The transcript is spliced from 4 exons. NCBI's taxonomy places the organism in Eukaryota, Viridiplantae, Streptophyta, Magnoliopsida, Fabales, Fabaceae. The coding region runs from base 30 to 650 and encodes 206 amino acids. The record is from RefSeq and is a predicted model, not a curated record.
CUCUCUCUUAUGACUUUGGUGUUUGCUUAAUGUUUUACAGGAGACCAGAUAGAAAUCCAUUAGAUCUUAACAAUCUCCCUGAUGACAUCUCUAUAGAUCAUAAUGAUACACAACUUCUUCCUGACAUCAUCUCCUCACCACCAGUUACAGGUUAUAAGGAAAAAGAAGGCGGCGAAGAUGAUAGAAAAGACGAGUGUGGAAAGGUCUACGAAUGUAGAUUUUGUUCCCUCAAAUUCUGUAAGUCUCAGGCUCUUGGAGGACACAUGAACCGUCACCGCCAAGAGAAGGAAACGGAAAAGUUGAACAAUGCUCGUCAGCUUCUCUUACGUAAUGAUCAUAACCUUGUUGCUCAAGCUGCCCUUCAGUUAGGAUGCUAUCAAACAAUGCCGAUGAGGUUUCCAACGUCUUUCUCUGGUUCAUCCGCCUCCUCAAGUCAAGCACCAUCUCAGGUUCAGGUUCAGCAGUACUUGUAUAAUUCAUCUUCAAGGCCAAUUUCAUUCCCUACACGAUUCAUUCCUCAGCAUCAACAAAUGAACGAUUACCGUGGAGGAGGCGAUAAGUCAAGUUACACAUGCAUAGGUGCACCAGUUGGACAAAGUUUUCCAGAUCAUACUCCAACGAUCAAUCGGUUUCAAGAUGGUAAUAUGUAAUGCUAUCAUAAAGACACGUUAGAGAGAGAUGAUGAAUUAAUUAAGGUUGUGGUGACAGAUAGCUAGGGUUAUGAGUCAUCAUGAGAUGAGAAACAACAGUAACUAGGUGGUGCAGCUUUUGAGAUCAUUGACAACCUCAGCUACUUUGGCAUGGAGUUGUGGGAAUGUCUUUUGUAUGUUGGUUAGGUACAAAAACAAGUUGGAUAUGAACUGAAAGUUUGUGUCACUUCUUUUUGCAUCUCAAUUACCAACAAUUCUCCUAGUAUUUUAUAU